Drosophila serrata is the source of this 2886-nucleotide messenger RNA. RefSeq names its product autophagy-related protein 9 (gene Atg9). Gene Ontology annotation, cellular component: autophagosome; phagophore assembly site. Lineage: Eukaryota; Metazoa; Arthropoda; Insecta; Diptera; Drosophilidae. Gene Ontology annotation, biological process: reticulophagy; piecemeal microautophagy of the nucleus; protein localization to phagophore assembly site. The record is from RefSeq and is a predicted model, not a curated record.
UUCAGGGCGGUGCAGCCCUGGUUCGGGAGGUUCAGUAAAAUCAAACAACAAAGGCGAGCGACGAAUUUUCCAACGUAUAAUAUACGACGAUAAAAAUAGGCAAUACGGUUGACCUUGGGCGCGAUGUCUAGCCCCCACAUUAACUACCGCUCGCUGGACGAAGAGAUGGCCAGCCCCUUCCAGGAGCAGCGUCGCCCGCCCGUCACAGUCACCACAACAACAGAAAAAGCGAAAGACGCAAAAACACAAGCAGCUGCUGCGCAUUUAGACCCCCUGGACGACCAUGGGAUGGAGCAGGCGCUGGAGGAGCCCGACACGGAACACGAGGCCGAGGACACGCCCCGGAACAGUGGCGUUAUGAUACACAUGGUUCCAGAGACGGGACGGGCGCGAUGGAAUCAUAUCGAGGACCUUGACUCGUUCUUCUCGCGUAUGUACCAGUACCAGCAAAAGCACGGCUUUCAAGUGAUCGUGCUGGACGAGGUGCUUCAAGUGCUGGAGUUCGGAUUUGUCGUUUGGCUGCUGGUCUUUGUGACUCACUUCGUCCGCUAUGACGAACUCUUCGGCGAUGUCCAGCACAACGGAACGAAAACCACGCUCUCUGACGUGAUCUAUCCCACGUCGGAGUGGGGAAAUCGCGUGGGAUUUUUCACCUACCUGAUUGUGUUCAUUGCUGCUAUCUACCUGGGUAUUCGCUUGCUAAAGAUGGUCUAUCACAUCACACAAUUCGCGGACAUCCGUCGCUUCUACAACUCGGCGCUGCACAUCGAGGACUCCGAGUUGGACAACUUCACAUGGCACGAGGUGCAGCAGCGCAUCCGACGCGUCCAGGCCGAGCAGCACAUGUGCAUCGACAAGGAGUCGCUCACCGAGCUCGACAUCUACCAUCGAGUUCUUCGCUUCAAGAACUACCUGGUAGCGCUGAUGAACAAGCAGCUGCUGCCCGUCCGAUUCCACCUGCCGCUGAUCGGAGAGGUGGUCUCCCUCAGCCGUGGAAUGCUGUUCAACAUAGACUUUAUCCUCUUCCGCGGGCCGGGAUCGCCCUUUCAAAACAACUGGCAGCUCAGGGAUGAAUUUGCGGUGAGAAGCAAUCAAACGGAGCUAGCCCAGCGCCUGUCCAAGCUGAUCCUGGGCGUGGCGCUGCUUAACCUUCUGCUGGCUCCCGUCAUCUUCGUGUGGCAGCUCAUCUACUUCAGCUUCUCCUAUGCAAAUAUCCUGCGCAAGGAGCCUGGUGCCUUGGGACUUCGAACGUGGUCGAACUACGGGCGCCUAUACAUGCGCCACUUCAACGAGCUGGACCACGAACUGGAUGCGCGGUUGAAUCGGGCCUACGAGUACGCAGACCGCUACCUUAACUCCUUCUCUUCGCCGCUGCUUGCUGUGAUAGCUAAGAAUCUGCUCUUCAUCAGCGGAGGUCUGCUUCUGUUCCUCCUGGUGCUGACCAUGUACUCGAUUCACGUCGCAGAGGUGGAGCACGUGGUUACCAUCAUGGCCGUGCUCACCACAGUGGGUGUAAUUGCCAGGACUCUCGUUCCCGAUGAGAACCUCAUUUGGUGCCCCGAACAGCUGAUGACCGCCAUCAUAGCGCACGUCCACUACCUGCCCUCAGAGUGGCGACAACAGGCACACACGGCUCGUGUUCGUCAGGAGUUCGGCCACUUCUUCCAAUUUAAAGCCGGCUACCUGCUCAGCGAAGUCUUCAGUCCGUUCGUCACACCCUUCGUGCUGAUCUUUGUGUUCCGGCCCAAGGCCAUGGAGCUAGUGCGCUUCUUCCGCACCUUCACCGUCUCCGUGCGAGGUGUGGGCAACGUCUGCUCCUUCGCCCAGAUGGAUGUACGUAAGCACGGCAAUCCCGACUGGCAGCUGACCAGCGAGCUGGAUGAGAUGACCCGCCCAGCCACCCAGCAACCGCACCAGCAACAGCAGCAAGAUCCGCAGCAGCGCAGCUUGGCCGGUGGCAAGACGGAGAUGUCGCUGCUGCGCUUCACUCUUAACAAUCCGGAGUGGCAGAUGCCCAAGGAGGCCAAGCAGUUCCUGCGCGGAGUCCGAGAGCAUGCUGUGGGUGAGUUAGUGCAGGCUAAGACAUCGACGGUGCAGGAGAACCCGCUGACCAACAGCCUCGUCUCGUUCGGUACCAUCGGCGAGGAGUACUGCUCCUUGGCAAACUCUGUGCUGGCCGCCCAGCUGACACCGCACCAGCUGGAGAUCUCGCAGUCCCAGCGCCCGGACGUGGGAGUGGGACUGAACCGUGGUCCAGCCUCAGGAGGAUUUCCAGUCGCUGGCAGCGAUUUCCGCCAGAUGCUGCAGCAGAACCUGUCCGCCAGCAUGGGACCCACGGACAGUAUGCGACACUUGGGACUCAGCCGUGCCGAAGGCCGUGUAGAGGGUCCUGGAGAGACCCUUCUAUACGGACUUUGCGGCAUGGAGCCACGCGUGGGCCGGACACCGCUGAACGUGGGCGUGGCCGAUAUGUGCCUGAGCGCCCUCUACCUGCACGAGUUAAGUCAGCAGAGGCGACAAGCGCGCCAGUCGCGCAUAGACGAGACGGAGGACGACCGUCCUGGGCCGAGCAACUGGCCACCAAGGCCACCACCGGCUGCUCCGGCCACCGCCGGCUCCCGCCAUACCGUGAUUACCUCAAAGGCUGCCGAGAGCACGCCGCUGCUGGGUAGCAUCCGCUCAUAGCAGCGGCCAGAGUGGAUCUAACCACUUGUAGAGCUAAGGACCACCCCCCAUUCUGCUAUUAGUGAUUAACCUUUAAUUAAGUUUUAAAGUGUGAACGAACGAGCGAGCGAGCGAACGACGUCGUCUAGUGCGUAGCUAAACUAAUGUCGAACUAAGCUAAACUAAACGAGAAGCAAUAAACAUAACUGCAUUAUCAAAAAA